UAUAUAUAUAUAUAUAUAUAUAUGGGGUGUGUGUAGAUAGAAGAAGGUACGAAGUAAUGAAAAUCUUUUUGGUGUAGAUCUACACGGUUUUGGCAAGAUUGUUCUUGCACACGUAGCUGCUGCAACCUCCAUCGGGGUGAUCUCCGCCGUCGUCAUGCAUUUCCGCCACCGCAAGUCGAAGUCCUCGGGAGCUGACAACCACCUUGCUCCGCUCUUGGACCGGACGGAGUCCGGCCGCGUCGGAAAAAUCGAGAGGUUUUCCCAUUAUCUUGCAAGGCAAAUGGGAUUUGAAGAUGAAAGUGAGUGCCCGGAAUUAAUAAAGUUGGGAUAUGAGUACUUGAAGAGGUCGAAAGGUGUUGAUGGUAAGAUAUAUGAGUACUUAGCCAAUCACCCAAACGCUGAGGCUUUAUUUGUCAAAUUGGUUGAAGAAUUUGAGAGAUGCAUUCUUGCCUACUUUGCCUUUCAUUGGUCUCAAGCCCCUCUCAUCAUCACUCAGGUAUUGAGUGUUGAUUCUGAACAAAAAAGGCUCAAGGAUUUAGUGAUGGCAGCUACAAGGAAACAAAGGUUCGAGAAAAUAACAAAGGACCUCAAAGUGAAAAGAUUGUUCUCCACACUUGUAGAGGAGAUGAAAGCAAUUGGGACUAAAGGAAAUGAAGCAUUAAAUCAUUCAGACGUGAUGGUGCCGGCGGCUCUAAGCGAACGAUCUCCAGUGCUCCUCCUUAUGGGUGGCGGCAUGGGGGCCGGUAAGAGUACUGUCCUAAAAGACAUCAUGAAAGAAUCAUUUUGGUCAGGAGCAGCAGCGAAUGCUGUGGUUGUCGAGGCUGAUGCUUUCAAGGAGACAGAUGUUAUCUACCGAGCCCUCAGCUCACGAGGGCAUCAUCAAGACAUGCUUCAAACUGCUGAACUUGUGCACCAAUCAUCGACCGAUGCUGCAUCAUCCCUCCUGGUAACUGCGCUCAAUGAAGGACGUGAUGUGAUCAUGGACGGCACCCUGUCGUGGGAGCCGUUUGUGGAGCAGACAAUAGCUAUGGCAAGAAAUGUGCACAAGCACCGGUACCGGAUGGGAGAAGGCUACAAGGUUGCGGAGGAUGGCACCAUAACCGAGAACUAUUGGGUUCAGGUGGAAGACGAGGGAGAAGAGGCUACCGUCAGGAAACCAUACAGGAUUGAGUUGGUUGGAGUUGUUUGUGAUGCUUACCUUGCUGUUGUCAGAGGUAUAAGGAGAGCAAUACACAUGGGAAGGGCAGUGAGAGUGAAGGCUCAGUUGAAAUCCCACAAGAGAUUUGCUAGUUCAUUUCCAAGAUACUCUCAGCUUGUGGAUAAUGCUAGGCUAUACUGCACAAACGCCCCAGGAGGUCCACCCAGGUUGAUUGCAUGGAAAGACGGAGACAGCAACCUGUUGGUCGAUCCCGACGAAAUCAAAUGCUUAGAAUCAGUAAGCAAUUUGAACGAUGAAGCAGAGUCGGUAUACGAGCUCUACAAAGGGCCGGAUCAGAUACACGAGCCUGGCUCAGUUUGGAAUGAUGUAGUCUUGCUUUCUACGAGGGCAAGUCUUCAGCUGGAGCUCAAAACUGCAGUCAUGAAAAUUGAAAUCCCUGUUGCUUAAUUAGAUUAGGCACUGUCAAGUUCUUUUUAACCUGAAUCUUUGAUCAUUUCUGUCUGGAGCUAACUUUGCUGCAUGUUCUGAGCUCAGUGCUAAUAGCACUCUUAUGUGGCUUUCAAAGUGCAAAUAAAAUGUUGCAAACAGAUUGAGCCAAAAGGAAAGGACUGUCAGUGUAUCUUUUGGGUUUGCCUGAUUUUGGUAACAUUUGUUGCGACAUGGGCAAUGAGCUUUGUAGGAAAUCAAGAUUUGGACAGAAAAUUAUUGUCCAGGUUAUAUUUGAUCGAAUCGGUUUGUAAUAUAUUUUUCGUA
Sesamum indicum (sesame) is the source of this 1912-nucleotide messenger RNA. NCBI's taxonomy places the organism in Eukaryota, Viridiplantae, Streptophyta, Magnoliopsida, Lamiales, Pedaliaceae. The record is from RefSeq and is a predicted model, not a curated record.